This is a messenger RNA of Elephantulus edwardii (Cape elephant shrew), 1895 nucleotides long. RefSeq names its product estrogen receptor 1 (gene ESR1). The transcript has 8 exons. Lineage: Eukaryota; Metazoa; Chordata; Mammalia; Macroscelidea; Macroscelididae. The coding region runs from base 105 to 1895 and encodes 596 amino acids. Gene Ontology annotation, molecular function: steroid binding; sequence-specific DNA binding; nuclear estrogen receptor activity. Gene Ontology annotation, cellular component: nucleus. Gene Ontology annotation, biological process: regulation of DNA-templated transcription; steroid hormone receptor signaling pathway. The record is from RefSeq and is a predicted model, not a curated record.
UAACCGCCGGCUCUGCUCUUUUUCCAGGUGGCCCGUUGGCUGCUGAAGCCCCCGCCGCGCCUGCAGAGAGACAUGCGUCUCGCCCACGCCCAGGGUCCACGACCAUGACCCUCCACACCAAAGCGCCGCCGGGCAUGGCUCUGAUGCACCAGAUCACAGGCAACGAGCUGGAGUCCCUGAACCGGCCGCAGCUCAAGAUCCCCCUGGAGCGGCCCCUGGGCGACAUGUACGUGGACAGCAGCAAGCCCUCCAUGUACAACUACCCCGAGGGCGCCGCGUACGACUUCAACGCCGCCGCGGCUGCCUCCGCACCCGGCUACGGCCACGCCGGCCUGGGCUAUGGCCCGGGGGCCGAGGCUGCGGCGUUCGGAGGCCCCCCCAGCGGCAUCGGGGGCUUCCCGCCACUCUCCAGCGUGUCGCCGAGCCCGCUCAUGCUGCUGCACCCGCCGCCACAGCUUUCGCCCUUCCUGCACCAACAUGGCCAGCAGGUGCCCUACUACCUGGACAAUGAGCAGAGUGGCUACGCGGGGCGCGAACCCGGGACACCCGCCUACUACAGGCCAAAUUCAGAUAACCGGCGCCAGGGUGGCAGAGAGAGAUUGGCUAGUGCUGGUGACAAGGGGAGCAUGGCCAUGGAAUCUGCAAAGGAGACUCGCUACUGUGCCGUGUGCAAUGACUAUGCAUCAGGCUACCAUUAUGGAGUCUGGUCCUGUGAAGGCUGUAAGGCCUUCUUCAAGAGAAGUAUUCAAGGGCACAACGACUACAUGUGUCCGGCCACCAACCAGUGCACGAUUGACAAGAACAGGAGGAAAAGCUGCCAGGCCUGCCGGCUCCGCAAGUGCUAUGAAGUUGGCAUGAUGAAAGGUGGGAUUCGGAAAGACCGAAGAGGAGGGAGAAUGUUGAAACACAAACGCCAGAGAGAAGACGGGGAAGGCCGGAGUGAAGCUGGACCUUCUGGAGACAUGAGAACUGCCAACAUUUGGCCAAGCCCCCUCUUGAUUAAGCACAGCAAGAAGAACAGUCCAGCCUUGUCCUUGACGGCCGAACAGAUGGUCAGUGCCUUGUUGGAGGCAGAGCCUCCCAUCAUCUAUUCCGAGUACGAUCCUACCCGACCCUUGAGUGAGGCGUCUAUGAUGGGCUUGCUGACCAACCUGGCGGACAGGGAGCUGGUUCACAUGAUCAACUGGGCUAAGAGGGUGCCAGGCUUUGUGGAUUUGACCCUCCAUGAUCAGGUCCACCUUCUGGAAUGUGCCUGGCUAGAGAUUCUGAUGAUCGGUCUCGUGUGGCGCUCAAUGGAACACCCGGGAAAACUCCUGUUUGCUCCUAACUUGCUACUGGACAGAAACCAGGGGAAAUGUGUGGAGGGCAUGGUAGAGAUCUUUGACAUGCUGCUGGCGACGUCGUCUCGGUUCCGCAUGAUGAACCUCCAGGGAGAGGAGUUUGUGUGCCUCAAAUCCAUCAUUUUGCUAAAUUCUGGGAUAUACACAUUUCUGUCCAGCACGCUGAAGUCUCUGGAAGAGAAGGACCACAUCCACCGUGUGCUGGACAAGAUCACGGACACGCUGAUCCAUCUGAUGGCCAAAGCCGGGCUCAGCCAGCAGCAGCAGCACCGACGCCUGGCCCAGCUCCUCCUCAUCCUCUCUCACAUCAGGCACAUGAGUAAUAAAGGCAUGGAACAUCUCUACAGCAUGAAAUGCAAGAACGUGGUGCCCCUCUACGACCUGCUGCUGGAGAUGCUGGACGCUCACCGGCUCCAUUCGCCAGCCAAUCGUGACGGCAUCCCUAUGGAGGAGACCAAUCAGAAUCAGCUGGCCACCAUGGGCUCCACUUCGGCGCAUUCCCUGCCAAUGUAUUACAUCACCGGGGAAGGGGAGGGUUUGCCCAACACCAUGUGA